AUUGUCUAUGCACUCCACCCCGCGUUCCCCCUCUCCACUUUUUGUUAUUUAUUUGUCAAACAGCUGAUUGUUUCAUAGAAUCGCGAUGAAUUUCUAGAAUUGACUUGAAUAAAUACGAUAUAAUUAACGAAGAUGGACGUGGUAGGGCUUUUGAACAAUAUUAACGACAAUUCGAACAUGUUUGCGGUGAAAACAUGGACGUCCGAGUGGUCUAACAAUUUUCAAGACAACCAAUUGCUGUGGUCUAUUUGCGGUUGUCUCCUCGUAUCCUUAGUGGUCGUAUUUUUCUACUAUUACAGACGAUGGAGGUCGAAAGAAAUGGCAGGAGCCACAGGCGGCGCCGGGGCUACAGGGGAUGCAGUAAAGAGGUUCCGCAAAAGAGACAAGAUGCUGUUCUACGGUCGCAGGAUGUUGAGGAAGGUCAAGUCUAUCUCCAACUCUGGUCAGGGGCGCAAGAGACGCGCUGUCAUGAGGUUCGCUAGGAAACUCCUGCAGCUGAAGAAGGAAACUGCUCCGGAACAAUUGAAGGUACUGGAGCCCCCAGCAGAAUACUUAGAAGAAGACUUAACCAGCGACGACAGGGUCCCCCCAGACGCCCUCUACAUGCUACACAGCAUCAGGGUGUUCGGACACUUCGAGAAGCCGGUAUUCCUCAUGCUCUGCAAGCAUACGGAGAUUCUCAACCUGCCCGCUGGUGCUUUCUUGUUCAAAGUUGGCGACACAGACGAGAACGUAUACGUCGUCCAAAAUGGGCGCGUCAACGUCUACAUAACGAACCAGGACGGCAGCAGCCUGUCUCUGAAGGUGGUCCGCGCCGGAGAGAGCGUCACCUCGCUGCUCAGCUUCACUGAUGUGCUCACUGGCCACUCACAACCAUACAAGACGGUAAACGCGAAGGCUCUAGAAGACUCCCAAGUUAUAAAGCUGCCAAUGAGGGCUUUCCAGGAAGUCUUCAAAGAGUACCCUGACAUAUUCGUCAGGGUUAUACAGAUCAUUAUGGUGCGUCUCCAAAGAGUGACAUUUACUGCUUUGCAUCAGUACCUUGGAUUGAGUGCAGAGUUGGUUAACCCGGGCCGCGAGAAACGUCGUCCGAACACAGUGGCGUCCUCUCCCGGUAAAACAGCGAAGAUGACUAACGUUGAAAGCGGAGCGAACAUGCAUUCUCCCCACCACAGCGAACGAGCAAUGUCUGAGCAUUUGGAGAGCAACCACGCGUCGUCUUCGCCCAUACACAUACAGGGGCGGCGACAGAAACCCGACAUGGUGCCUGACAUCGCGACCAACACGCCGCAGCAGCAACCCGACGUGCAGCCGACGCCGUCGCUACAGAGGGCGCGGGAGGGAAACUCCUUCAAGAAGCAUAACACUGAUAACCUUGAUGAACAGGCGUUAAUCCAAAUAGCGACAGAAGCUUUCGUCAAAGAACUAGGUCUGGAUUCAGACACCGUUUUGCGCGGCAAUGUGCAAGUUAGAGACCUACCCGCGGGAACUUAUAUCAUGAAAGAAGAGAGUCACAAGGAUGUGGCGCUGGUGUACUUACUAUCUGGAGCUCUGUUGGUAUCUCAGAGAGUGGCUGAGGGUGAAGGGGAAGUUCAUAUGUUCACUGCUUAUCCAGGUGAAGUCGAAGGCGGUCUUGCCGUACUAACAGGCGAACCCAGCUUUUUCUCCAUUCGCGCAAAACACUUCUCCCGCAUCGGGUUAUUAUCCAAAACUACAGUGUACAGCAUCAUGAGGGAACGGCCUUCAGUGGUCUUGCAUAUCGCCAACACUGUGGUCAGGAGGCUGUCGCCUUUUGUUAGACAAGUCGACUUCGCCUUAGACUGGGUAUUCCUCGAAUCAGGCCGCGCCGUCUACCGUCAAGACGAGGAAUCCGGAUCCACAUUCAUAGUCUUGUCCGGUCGUCUCCGAUCCGUGAUCACUCAUCCCAAUGGCAAGAAAGAGCUGGUCGGUGAAUACGGCAAGGGUGAUCUCGUUGGCAUAGUGGAAAUGGUGACACAAACUAGAAGAAGUACCACAGUAAUGGCGGUCAGGGACUCGGAGCUAGCGAAACUUCCAGAAGGAUUGUUUAACGCGAUCAAACUGAGGUUCCCUGUUGUGGUGACGAGGUUGAUCAAUUUGUUGGGGCAUAGGAUUUUGGGAUCCUGGCAGAAACCAACAGCAGGUCUUGGAGGCGCGGCUGCUAUAGAGCCUCGUCCGUCGCAGCACAACUUCUCCACCGUGGCGGUGGUGCCCGUCAGCGACGACGUGCCGCUCACCGCCUUCACCUACGAGCUCUACCACUCGCUGUCCGCUAUCGGACCCACAGUGCGUCUAACAUCAGACGUGAUCAGAAAGCUUCUGGGUCUGACUAUUAUGGACCCUAACAAUGAAUACAGACUUAGCUCCUGGCUUGCUCAGCAAGAAGAUAAGCAUAAAGUGGCAUUAUACCAGUGCGAUCCUAGUCUCACACAGUGGACCCAGAGAUGCAUCCGUCAGGCAGAUUGUAUUCUUAUUGUUGCUUUAGGAGACAAGCAACCCAGUAUUGGCAAGAUUGAAAAAGAAAUCGAGCGUCUAGCCAUUCGUACUCAAAAGGAACUAGUCCUACUCCAUAGAGAAGGUGGUGCCAACCCCUCGGGCACGGUGCACUGGCUCAACAUGAGGACGUGGGUCAGCCAGCACCACCACGUGCGGUGCCCGCAUCGCAUGUUCACCAGGAAGUCGCAGUACCGGAUUAGCGAGUUAUACAGCAAAGUGCUGAUGUCCGAAGCUUCAGUCCACUCUGACUUCUCUCGCCUGGCGCGAUGGCUGACGGGCACGUCGGUGGGGCUGGUGCUGGGCGGCGGCGGGGCUCGCGGCGCCGCGCAUGUCGGCAUGGUGCGGGCCAUACAGGAAGCCGGUAUCCCCAUAGACAUGGUGGGCGGCGUGAGUAUCGGCGCGUUCAUGGGGGCGCUGUGGUGCAUGGAGAGGAACAUUACCACCGUCACGCAGAAGGCCAGGGAGUGGUCACAGAAAAUGACCCAAUGGGGCAAACAGCUCCUGGACCUAACCUAUCCAGCUACAUCAAUGUUCUCUGGUCGUCAAUUCAACGCGACCAUACGUUCCACCUUCGGGGACGUUCAUAUUGAAGACCUAUGGCUCCCAUACUUUACCGUCACUACGGAUAUCAGUUCGUCUUGUAUGAGGGUACAUCGACAUGGUUCGCUCUGGCGUUACAUUCGCGCGUCGAUGUCGCUGAGCGGCUACAUGCCGCCGCUCUGCGACCCCGUAGACGGCCACCUCCUAUUGGACGGCGGUUACGUCAACAACCUCCCAGGUGUGCUAUGGAGGUACUGCCGGUCUUCCAUGAGCAUAGCGGGCAUAUUCCCGCCUAUAUGCGACCCUAUGGACGGACAUCUGCUGUUGGAUGGCUGCUACGUCAAUAAUGUGCCUGCGGACGUGAUGAGAUCACUGGGAGCGAAACAUAUCCUGGCCAUUGAUGUGGGCUCCCAGGAUGAUACAGAUCUCACCAACUAUGGCGACGACUUGUCCGGAUGGUGGCUAUUGUGGAAACGAUGGAAUCCCUUCACAACGCCUGUGAAAGUGCCAAACUUGCCAGAUAUUCAGAGUCGACUGGCCUAUGUGUCUUGCAAUAGACAGCUAGAGGAAGUAAAGAAAUCCGACUACUGCGAAUACAUACGUCCUCCCAUCGACGCAUACAAAACCCUACAAUUCGGUUCUUUCGACGAGAUUCGUGAAGUCGGGUACCGUCACGGCGCCGCAUACUUCGAGGGCCAGAGGCGAGGCGGCGGGGGAGGGGUUAGCGGUGCUGCGGCUGAAGGCAGAAGACACGAUGCCCAACCUUCGUUGACUGAUUACACAUUCACGGACUUAGCUCAGAUGGUGUGCUCGGUGAGAACUGCUCGCGACAUGGAGAACGACUCCUCUUCAUCAUCAGACUAUGAGGAGGAUCAGCGCCAUUUCGAGGGGUACGCGUCGGAGCCUAGCGCUGGGAUACUCGAGAUGUCGUCAAGCGUAGAGGACGGAGCGGCCGCUUGGAUCAGUGACACGGAAUUGGAGGGUUUACGCACCCGUCGUGUAGGAGGUUCCCUGUCCCUUUCAGAAGAUGAGAUAGAUUCUGAAGCUGAAGUGUACGACCCGCUGAACAAGCGCGGCGGCGGCAGGUGAGACCCGACACUGCACGAUCUGUGCAAAGCGCUCUACGAGUACUCACAGUACCUCGACACCACUGACUAGUUAUAACCGUAGUGUUUGUGUUAUAACGGCCAUGUGAUGUGUUAUUACUGCGUUGUGUUGUGUUAUAACGGAAAUGGCCCGUGUUAUAACCGAAGAAGAUGUGUUUUAUGCUACAACCAUGCAGGACGACACAUUUCAUUAUGUUAUAUCCAGUUUUUAGGACUAUUUGUGGACAUUGAAGUGGCAUUAUUGCUUAUCCUAAAUUGUAUUUGAUAAUAUAAAUGAUAAUCGAUAGGAGACUUGAUAUUCUGUUUUUUUUUGUUAUUUGGAUAAAAAUUAUGUUUUUUAAUGUUGUGAUAUUAUAACUAAUUAGCAGAUGAUGAUGAUUUUGGUAUGUGUAAAUAAUCAAAAGACAAUUGCUUUGUAAAAGUUUUGUGCAGUGGGUGGAACUGUAAUUACAUUUUAAAGAGAUGUAGAAAGUUAGUGGCGAUUUUUUUUAAUCUGGAUGUUUUUUCCAAAUUGGGGGUGUUUUAUAAGCGGAGAAAAUGGACAACCAAUAGAAUUAAGUUAUUCAAAUAUCUUGUCUCCACCCAGUGGUGCCUGAACGGAGAAAUUCUAUUGGUUGUUUGAAAUCUCCCCUUUGCUUUGGUCGAGUCUGGUCGUAGAAUGGCGGGAUGGUUGCAAUAUAUAGUAGGAUUUUAGCUGCUAAAUUAUGAGAUUUUCUUAUAAAUUAUAUUGUCUCGAGAUUUUCCUUAAAAAUAUUUAUAAAUUACUAUUCCUCCAGUGUAUUUCUUUUCAUUGUUAUUUGGAGUAAUACUGCAUAAUUUGAUUUGAUGGAGUCACAGAUGGUGUUAAUUAUUUGGUUCUUUUUUUCUUCAUAUAUACUCAUGAUAUCAAUGCAAUUAGAUAUGUAAUGUAUGUUAGAAGAACAAAUAUUUAAUUGAGAAUAGUUUUACAAUUCCUGAUGUUAUAUUACGAGCGUGUUUAAAACUUUUUGUAUCAUAAUAUGCAGGAAAGCGUAACUUUAUUUGAAAUCUGGAAAGUGGAAUUAAACAUUAGGAAUAUUCUAGAAUAAUCAUUAUGUGAAUGGUCGUUUUGUAUGACUGAAAAAUAUGGUAUCCUGUAUAAAAUAUAAUAUUAUAGUUGUUUAAUUGGGUAGAAAUAACAAUAAACCAAUUCCAGUAUUGAUUCAAAAAGUAAAAAUAGGGCCUAGGAAAAUAAAUAUAAAUCUUUGGUAAAAUCAAAACCAUAUGUCUGUCUAUUGAUUUUGAAACGUCAAAUUUGACAGCUGUUAUAUUAAAAUACUAGUAAUGGUCGCCAAAACACAGACUAUAAAAUGAUAACAGCUUGUGUAGAACAUAAUUUAGAUAAAAAUACCUUAUUUGUAAAUGAGAUAAGCAUUUUAGAAUUGCCUUUACAUAAUAAUACCUACAAAAUAUAUCGUAGAUAGAUAUUCCUUGUAUGUAUAAACACUGUAAGACUUACUUAUUAAUAAAUUAUCUGUGAACUUCCUAUUAGUCUACACACUAAUAUUUGGUAGAUAAAAUAAUAUGAUUCGCUAUAUUUUGCCUUUUCUUGUAAACAUGUUUAUUUACGACGAAACACGAAGGUAUCGUUCCAUACGAUUUUAAUAACAACUGCCUAGACAUAAGAGCUAUAUUACGUUAGCAAAUUCUUUGCCAGUUAAAAACCUUUGUCUUUUUUACUAUAAAUGAUGAUAUCUCUUAUUUAUUAAUAACAGUUCUAUAAUACUUUGUACACUGAAUAAUAUUGUGUGAAUGAUUUGUGUUAUAUCUUAUUCAUUUUGUAUAUUAAAAUAUUUAUAUUAUGUUUGUAUAAUUCUAUUAUCAAGUCCCUAUAUUUCGUUUCUUUUUAUUAUACAAUCUAAAAUAUCUAAACAACCUCUAACUUAUCGACACUUUAUAUCGAUAUGUCGAUAGCAGCCUGUAUCUUGUAGAUAAUAAUUUAUUAUUUAGUCUAAACGACUGAAUGUAGCUUUAAGUAUGCCACGAGGCACAAAAUGUGUUUAAAUAAAACCAAAUGUCUAGCUCAAAUAUUGUAAUUCGUAUAAUUUAUCAAAUAAAUGCUUAAUAAUAAAAA
This is a messenger RNA of Helicoverpa zea (corn earworm), 6252 nucleotides long. It is a transcript of the gene sws, whose product is annotated as neuropathy target esterase sws. The record is from RefSeq and is a predicted model, not a curated record. Gene Ontology annotation, molecular function: phosphatidylcholine lysophospholipase A1 activity. The transcript is spliced from 29 exons. Gene Ontology annotation, cellular component: endoplasmic reticulum. Gene Ontology annotation, biological process: phosphatidylcholine metabolic process. The coding region runs from base 133 to 4143 and encodes 1336 amino acids. Lineage: Eukaryota; Metazoa; Arthropoda; Insecta; Lepidoptera; Noctuidae.